GUCAAAAUUUGUGAGAAUAGGAAGUGCGUGCUAGAUCAGUUCGAUUCGAGACAAAAACGGUGAUUCUAGCCCUGGCCGAGUCACUUACAAAUCCCCAUUACUAAAUUGCUAAAUCGGAUAGCAACGGACCGAAACGGAAAGGGACUUACGGGUCGCUGAAAGUAACACCUGACUUGCCAGGAAUAAAUCAAGCUUACUUAUUAUUAAAUUCAUAUUUAUAUAAACGUCAAAACAAAUUAAACGGGUGCUAUGCAAAUGCCCUCAAUCCAAAUCGUGCGCGACCUGUUAAUAGUUUAAUUUGCGGCCAUAAAUAAUAACCAAGAAUUAAUUGAUUUUCGUCAUAAAUCAAUAAAUAACUAAGUCACUCACUCACUAACCCCGCCUAUCCGAGUGCCGAGUGCUUACCAUCAGGGAGCAGUAACGAUCAAAUUGAUUGUAGUCCGAGUCGCAUAUUUUCGGGGUGCUGAAAUGAAACUAUUUACCAACAAAAACCAGCGCAAUGCAAAGCUGCUGCGGAGCGCUGCUCUGGGGAUGACACUGCUGUUCUUCGGAUCCCUAGUCCUCAUAUCGGACCCGGUGCAGAGCAUUCUGGAUAUGCAAUUGACUUUGAAGCCGGGUACCUUGAUCUACGCCCUCUGGCUCUUCCCUCCCUUGGACGUCUACAUCAACGUCUACAUGUUCAACUACACGAAUGUGGAGGAGUUCAUGUCCGGGCGGGCCACCAAGCUGAAGGUCGAGGAGGUGGGGCCGUACGUCUACAAGGAGGUACUCAGCAAUCAUAACGUGACCCUCAACGAGGCCAACAACACCAUCACCUACACUCCCCGCAGGGAGUACAUCUUUGCCCCAGAGCGGUCCAUCGGAGAUCCCAAAGUAGACUCUGUCCGGGCGCCCAAUAUUCCCCUGAUGGGCAUUACCACUUUGGCCUCGGGUCUCUCGAUGUUCGCCUCCCUGGGACUGGGAGCUCUGACCCGGCAACUGGAGGCUAAGCCCAUGCUGAAGCUAACCGUGCACGAGUACCUGUGGGGCUACGAGGACAACCUUGUGCAGUUGGCCGCCCGGUUCGUGCCCAGCUGGAUCGACUUUUCCAGUUUUGGCAUCAUGGAAAAGCUAUUUCGCGAGGGCAACGAGAGCAAUGUUUUCAACAUGAAUUUGCCGGAGCCCAGGGACAAGUUCGGAAUCAAACUGCCGGACGCUCCACGGGCUUACGCGGUGGACAGUAUCAAUUAUGAGCGAGGCUUCAAGCGCUGGCAGUACGAUGAGGAGACCAACGGUACCAUGUGCAAUCGGAUUUGGGGCAGUCAUGAUGGCACUCUCUUCCCGCUGGACAUGGACGAGAACGAUGAGUUUUUCCUGUACCGAAGGACCUUCUGCCGCCGUUUGCAUGUCAAGUUCAACCAAUCGGUCACCUACAAUGGCAUGGAUGGAUUACAAUUCACCAUGCCCCCGGAUGCUUUCGACAGCCAUGUGGAUGACUCGAACUCCUCGUGCUUCUGCAAAAAUAACAAGUGCUUGAAGAAGGGUGUGGGAAAUGUAUCACCUUGCUAUUACAGCAUGCCCUUGGCCAUUACGUAUCCGCAUUUCAUGCAUGGAGAUCCCAGCCUGCUAGAACCUUUCGAGGGCCUCAAUCCGGACGAGUCCCGCUUGACCUCCUACUUUGUGGUGCAGCCACAACUUGGCGCGCCGAUGCACGGCACCCACCUGCGGUUACAGGCCAAUCAGGUGGUGGGCAAGGUGAGCUUUAACCGCGACAUGACGCCCUUCGAGAACAUGGUCCUGCCACUGCUCUGGGUGGACCUGAACGUCGAUGAGUACUGCUGGCCCCUGCGAUACCUAAUCCACGGCAUGAAGUGGGGCUUCCCAUUGAUCGAAUGGGCAGCUGCCCUGGGAAUGAUGAUGGCCGGAAUCUACUACCUUUGCGCCGCUCUAAUGCUCUGCUUCUGGCCAUCAAGUAAACAGCAAUUCCAGAAAGUGGACCAAGCGGAACUGGGCGCGACAGUGCAGGUGAUCAGUUUGGGCGCCGGAUUCCGAAAGACCUCCAUUCCCAGCUCCUUGCAACUGGAGUCGGAGGAGCAGCACCAGCUCCUAUUUGGCCCAAAAGCGUAGACCUCCGAGAUGAAGUUACCUCAGACACUCAGAAAGGGACAACACUGUGAUAUAUAGGCUUAAGAUUGGGUGUAAAUUAUUGUGCUCAUUGGAAAACAACUUAGGGAACGUCCUUGUCUACGUACUAGUUAACGGUAACGAUUAUUACGGCUAAAACUAGAAUAAGUCUAACAUUAAGCAAUGUACAGUUGAGUCUCCACUCGAUAAAUACAGGUCA
This is a messenger RNA of Drosophila bipectinata, 2323 nucleotides long. RefSeq names its product lysosome membrane protein 2. Lineage: Eukaryota; Metazoa; Arthropoda; Insecta; Diptera; Drosophilidae. The record is from RefSeq and is a predicted model, not a curated record. Gene Ontology annotation, molecular function: scavenger receptor activity. Gene Ontology annotation, cellular component: cytoplasm; membrane.